GGUCAUAAACAACCCGGAGCCAAAUGCCCGUCCUCGUGCGGCUGACGCAACGCACUCGAGCCGGCAGCAGCUCGUGUUUAGUGGAUAAUGUUCCUUUGAUAAGUACACACUUUGUAAGUACUACUUCGUCGCUUGAUGGAGAUAAUUGUUUAACUUUAGAUGUAGUAAAUACAGUGUGCCAUUUCCGGUGUCGUUAUUCAAUUAAACUUGCCGGUAAAGCGAGCCGGCGCUCCGUCUCACCUGUGUGUAGUUAGUUUCAGACGGAAAUCCUCCUCUCUUCGCUCAAGUCUAAUGCGGCGAUGAUCCCACUUGUGUUGCGCGUCGCGCAAGGGAGCCUCUGAACUUCGCUAACAUAUAUCCCCACGUGUAAUAGUCCUCAGACUCACGGACACAUCCCGACACACGCAAGCAAACGCGCAUACAACCAUUCCUUGUCGGUAGAGGCUCGUAUUCAUAAACUCCCUCCCCCCCUAACAGGCAGAGGGGGUUGUGAAGGGUUGAACAGAUCUGGAUCCAGCCAGUUCUCCCCCCCAACACUCCUGUCUGUGGUCUCCAUACAACCCCUGACUUUGGGGGGCAGAGUUGUUUACCCCAAGUUUAGGGUCAUGUCGCAUGAGGGAAGGAGUGUUGACAUUCGUCUGUCAAAGAGUAAUCUGGUGGCUUUGUUUGUGGUUUAAACUGUACACUAAAUUUCCCAUUUUUCUCCACAACACACUAUAUUUCCUUUAAGUUGUUUGUAUUUGCUACUCUUCAGUGGUUUUAGGAGGUAACUCGUGUAUUUGUCAAAUGUACCCAAUCCGCAUUAAUAGAAUGCAACCAUGCCCUUGCUUAAACUUCCCAAUUGCACCUGCCAAAAAAACUUUCAACCAUGAAAACCGGUUUGGUUUGUUACCAAAAUGCAAUUUCGUUGUGCACAGUUGCAAUGACAAUAAAGACCAUACUACCACUAAAAAAUAAAUAAAAGAAUUGCUGGAGUUGUCGUUUACCAUGAGAGUUGGGGAUUAGUUGGAUUAACUUCUGCAUCUAUUGCUCAAGACUUAAGCAAAAAAAAAAAACGUGUUUAGCUUGACAUUAUGGUAUGAUGAGAGACAAUAAGUGAUGUAAACAACUUUGUACCAAUCAGGUUUCCUCACCUGGUUCAUCUGAUUUUAUCAACUACAAGAAGUGUAUGCCCUUAAAAAAGCAGAUUGUGGGAAAACAGGUUAAGGGCAGGUUUCUUGUUAACACAAGAUCUGAGAAAUGUAGCUGCACUCAAAUGCUUCUGAGUUUUCCUCAAGGGCUUUGGUCGGGCUUUCAUUUCUGUCAGGGAUUUUUACUGUGAUUUCCAUUCAACAUGCAGCAAAUUCAACAGUGUGGUUAAGCUGAGAGUUUAAUCAGGGUAAAAAUCAGCUUUUACACUCUUGAUGUUUUUUGUCUAUUUUUGAUUUUUAUUAAUUUCUUCUAGCAUUUUGAUUCUGGUAGGACAGGGCAGCAGUCAUCAAGUCUACUUAAAGUCUCACCCAUGAAAAACUAUUUAAAUGGUAGAAAUGUAUUUUUCACAGCUCAGAGGCAUACAAUUAGAUAAAGCAUGAAAAACUCAAAGCAGACAUUUGUCAUGUUUAAAAUCAUCUAAAUGUCUUCAAUUUGACUUUAAUACUGUCAAUACAGUUACAAAGUGUGCAUUAAUAUAUUUUGUUUUUGACUUUUUUUGCAGAUUUUGACCCAGAAUGGCAGAGGCUGUCACCUGGUUUCUUUUGUCUGGGAUGCUGAUGUGUGGUCUGUUGCUCCACUCUGUGCACAAACAGGAAGUUCAUGAAAAUAAUCCCAGUAAAAAGCCAAAUUUCAUCAUCAUAUUGGCAGAUGAUAUUGGCUGGGGUGAUCUGGAUGCUAACCAGCAAGAGAGGAAAGCAAACAACACACCUAACUUAAACCAGCUGGCUGAGCAGGGACUCAGGUAGAACAUUAACUACAAGUUUUUAAUACCUGAUUUAUUAUAUUGUGCUAAUUUAGUAUCAUACCAACUAUCAACUUACCCAUUUUAAUCAAAAUUUCCAGACUCUCUCUGUAAUUUUUGAAAAGAUUGUGCCAUAUCUCCUUUAAAGUGUUUUUUUUUAUAUACCUACCCCAGAUUGACUGAUUUUCACUCCCCUGCUUCAACCUGCUCUCCAUCCCGUGCCGCCAUCCUUACAGGCCGCUAUGGCCUCAGAAACGGGGUGACGCAUAACUUUGCUGUGGGCUCAGUGGCCGGCCUGCCUCUGUCUGAAGUCACUUUUUCCCAGCUGCUGCAGAAAGCAGGAUAUUACACUGCCAUGAUCGGAAAAUGGCAUCUCGGUCACAACGGACCAUACAGUCCAACUAACAGAGGUAAGAGAGAGCUUAACGUUAGUCCUUUAGAGCCCAUCCACCAUAUUCACACAAUGGUCAAUCUUUGACAUCACACCCAGUGAGGUAGGUUCAAAAGCUAUUAUAAUACUGCUGUGUUCAGUUUUGAUGUUAUAAUAGUGUUUGAACUUGUUAACUUGAUUGUUUAGACAUAUCAAAUAACAUCAGACAUAUUCCAAAGUAAAACCACACAUUAAAUCACCUGUUAGCUUCCUAUAGAAAAAGGCUUAUUAUAGCAUUUAACAACUUCCUAUCUGAUCUUAUGUAACAGAGAAUCACUCCAUUCUCAUAGUCCUAUAUAAUGCAAUAAGUGUAACAGCUUCACCCCCCUUGCUAGCAUAACUGUUUGCAAGUUACGACACUAAUGUCAGAGUGGCAUAGCAAGUGGCUUAUCAACCAGCAAAUAGCUUGUAUGUUGUUCUAACUUGAAAUAUGGCCAGAUUUUUCCCAGGAUUUUGCUGCUCAUUUUCUGUGCUGUGAUGAUAUAAUAACUUUUAAACACCCUAAACUUACACAUCUUUCAACCUGGAAGCCAAAGGUAUGAAAUUAUAUUAACAUAAGAACUCUCAAACCCGAGAAUGAGAGAGAGAAAUAGACCUUAUGGCAACUAGAGUCCUGCAUAACCACUAUAUCACUGUAUGUACAGACUCACUAUACAUUAUCCCAUUAAUUACCUUGCUACUAGCAAGAAACCAACAUGUUUUGACUUUUUUUUUUCAAAAGAUGAUUUCAUUGGUUCAAACAUUGAUUAUAAAUAUAGCUUAAGAGAAUAACUCUUUGGAUCCUGUAGUCAGCGCGCCAUACAAAUACAUUUAUCUUUGCUUCAAUUUGCCUCCAUGGCAACAGACUAUUAUAAGUCUCCUUGCGAAGUUUAAACAUUGUACUACAAAUUUAAUUUUAUGUUUGAGUGAAAACAUAGCUGGUUUAUUCACUAAAUCACAUCAAUCCAAAUAUUUCCAUUAAGGGCAAAGUGAGAAAAAAUGAACAGGACUUAAAGACACUAUGAGAAAAUUUUUCAUGUUUACAUUAUAGACUAAAAUUCAUAAAGAGAUGAUGCAAAGAUGCAAAUGUCACAACUUUUGACUUAAUUGAUAUUAACACUGCUCAUUGUUGAAUUUACCUUGUACUGGUCAGAACUUAUAUUAAAUACCCUAAAUAUACCAGACUCCUGUCAGUGGAAUAAUUCAAUAUGAUGUGCGUGCGAUCAGGUAGUGUUUAGUAUUGAAUAUUGAUCACUUUUGCAACAGGUUUUUAAGCUAUCAGAAGUGUUUUGCUUCAUUUUCAAGUGUUGGCUGUAUUUUACUGAGACAAACUGUCCAAAGGCAACCUUUUUGAACACACAAGUAAAGUAAACAGAGUUACCUGAAACCUUAGGUAACCAUUUUUUGCAUUCUGUGGUUGCAAGGUACAGCAGCACACGUAAGUCAAAUAAUAAAAGAACAUAACUUGGUGCAUGGGACAUUUAAGUUAGAUAUAGACUUAAAAUAUAUAUGGACAGUAGAUAUAUGUUUACAGCUAAAACCAAAAACUGUUGAAGGUUACAGUCUAGCCUUGGAGAGUGCAAAAAGACAAACACUAUCAGUGCUGACUCUGAAGAAUCACUCAGACAUAAAUACAGUGUACUGAAAAUGAUGAAGUGUUUCUUCAUGCCACAGAAAUCCAUGAGAUCUUAGUCAACACACAGACCUCUUAAAGAACUAGACUAUCUUUCCAGUUCAGUGUUGUGGCGUCAGUCACUUUCUCUAGGUCACACCAGUGUGAGUGUGUGGGGGAACCAAUCUGCCUCGCUGUAGGGAAGAGAUUACUCAGUAAACAACCGUGUGCAGCUGUGGCAACAGACAUGUCCCUGACCUUUCACAUACAGCUGACUCACCACCAGGACCCCUAUUACCACUCACUCAUCAACCCAAACCUUUUAGCCCCCCGUUCAUCACAUCUUCACCUUAAACUCCCCUGUGAGUUGCAAAAAUGUGUAACAAUUCUUUUUGUAAGUAUGUAUCACAAGUAAGAAACGAGUGUUUAAGUCAAAAAGUUUUUAAGUUUGCCCUCCAUAAUCUGCAUUUGGCCUCAGAUUUUGUUCAGCUAUGGGACUAAAAGGUUGUUGCAGAGAAAAAUGGCUUAAAUACUCUUGCAGGGACAGAGUCUGAUGCCUAAUCGCAGUGCCACUUUCCGUGUGCUAAGGGUGUGAUCAGGUUGAGUACAGCAAAUCUUUGUGGUGAAAUUCUCGGCAACAGAUGCUGCUUGGCAUAUAGUUUCAGGGCGUAAUGACAUUUACUCAAACAGAAACAACACCGAUUGAUAAACCAGGGAGUUGUUUUAUACCUAAUUACUUGACCUCAAAAACUUGUUUUUAUAAUUAUAGGUGUGAAGCCAUGGACUGGUGCUAGAUGAAUGACAGUGUUGUCUGGAGUAAACUGCGUCAUAUCAUUUUAAACCAGAUUGAAAACUAGAUUAAACUGUGAAUUAGACUGGAGAAAACACUUUCAAAUUGUACCUUAACACAGUUUGAAGUGUUAUGUUGUGGUUGAUUUUCUUUACUUUUUGCCAAUAUCAGAAAAACUCUUUCACACAGGACUGCUUUCUGUAUUUAUUUGAAGCACUCCGUUUUCUUGGUGGAGAAGCACUUUUCUUUGUAGUAUUAGUCUGUGGAACAGUCAAACCCUAAUUCAGCUCUCAAUUAUUAUUAAAAAUUCAAACAAUAAAUAAAGUUUUGUGUUUGUACGCACACAUCAUGCCUACAUUUACUUGUGCAGGCUUCGACUACUACUUGGGUAUCCCUUACAGUAAUGACAUGGGCUGUACUGACACACCAGGAUACGAUUUGCCUCGGUGCCCUCCCUGUGAGUCUUAUGGACCACAAGUAAUCAGGUGAGGCCCUGAAUGUGACUAACAGGUUGUUCUAACAUUAGACAUUCCUAACUUGUUUUACUUGAAUACAGCCCAACGGGAUGUUGGCAAAAAAAUGUUCCCAGCUGAGCGCCUGUUGUUUUAAAAAAGUGCUUGUCUAAUUAAUUCACGCUGUGCCUGUCAUCUCCCUUGUACUUAGAUGAGACUGACAGAGACACUAAGGGAUUUUUUCAUCUUUGUUGUUGUCCCAAGCCCAUACAGCUGUGAAAGUUUAAAAGGAAAACAUAAAAUGGUUGAUGCAUGUGUCAUUUUUAUGUGCAUGGGGAGCACUAACCUAUUUAUGACAUACCAAAGAAACAGUGCCAUCCAACCCACUUAGUGCCUCAUAAAUCUUUUAAUCAUCUUGUUAAACUUUUUUAUUCUUGUGAUCUAGGGUUAAGAGGAGUGCACAUGGAGACUGUUACUCCAAAACAGGCCUUCCUUUGAUGGAAAACAACAGUAUUGUGGAGCAGCCGCUUGACCUGUGGACACUAACAGAACAAUACAGAUCUGCUGCAACCAGGAUUAUACAUAAUGCAAGGUGCAGUACAACUACAAACAUACACAAAUGGUAGAUGUUUUUGUGAUGAGACAUUCAAGUUUAUCCCUUUUUGAAUGUUUAUACUUUUAUACUUCUGUUUGUUUUAUAGCCGUCAAUCAAUAUUUACAAUCUCAAUUAAUUGCUGAGUUUCAAUACUUAAAGGGAUAUUCCGACGUUAAAUUAAUUUAGGGUCAAAUACACCGUAACACCGAGUUAGACACGCCCCCAAGAGAUGAAUGUUGCCGUCCGCUUGCUUCUCUUGUUCUUCCUUGAGCUGCGUCACCCCGCAGCAAUCUGCAAUGGACUGGCCCGAGGUCCCGCUACAAACAAGUGGCUGUUGGAAGAGAGUGGGUGAGUUGUGUGUAGUCUCAAACUGAACUAAAACUAAAAGAUGUAUGGUUGCUAGUGCUAUGGCUAGGACCCUAAAUGUACUGUUGAGGAAGUUGGGUGCUGUUCUGAGUAUUAUUUGUGGCUAUAGAGUGGUGUUUUGGUUGAGGUUUGUUUAUGGCUCCUCAGACCGCUGUGUAUUGCUAUCGUGCGGUCGUUACUAAAGUUGGUAUAUCUAGAGAAGCAAGCAGUCGGCAACAUUCAUCUCUUGAGGGGGUUUCUAACUCGGUGUUACAGUGUGUUUGACCCUAAAUUAAUUUUACACUGGAAUAUCCCUUUAAGGGUGAUUUAUUGCCUAUUUAAAAAGCACUGCAACUGACUUUUUAAUCUAGUUUCAUCAGCAAGUCUGCACUUCAAAAAGUGCUCUGCUGGAUUUUUGUGAUGCAGCUGGUUGUUGAAGAUGACAGCAAUAAACCCCGUAGUUCACAGCUCUGUGAGAAGCUGGCCCUCAUGCUAUAGCUCAGAGUCAUGUGGUCUAGUGCUGUGGUUAGCAGUCAUGCGCUAACAUGACUCAAAAAUAUGCAGGCUCUUAUUCAGGGAAGCCAUUUCAACGUGCCAAGAAAUAUGAAAUGGCCGCAUGGUUUAAUGAAAGAGCCUCUGUGUGCACAUUCAUACUCAGUUAAUGCCUCACAUAACUGUUGCAGAACUAAGUGAUAGUAAAACUUUGAAUCCCUUUGAAUUUAACUAAACAUAAACAUAAUGUGGGGUUUAAUGGGCAAGGUUGAUUUACAUUGAGCAAAAAUGAAUCAAAGAAGGUCCUGCCUCUCCUGGUUGUCUCAAUGUUUUCCCAUCAUUUGUCCCCUCUGCAGAGAACGAGGACAGCCCUAUCUCCUGUACUUAGCCUUAGCUCACAUGCAUGUUCCCCUGGCCCCUCCACUCUCUCCAGAUGCAUCCUCCACCAACCACAGAGUGUACAAAGCCAGCCUGCGGGAGAUGGACAACCUGGUGGGGGCGGUCAAGAGUGCUUCUGAUGAAACAGACAAAGACAAUACACUUAUCUGGUUCACUGGUCAGUUUAUGUCUGAUAUCAGCACAAUCAGUGCAAGUGUUGUUCUAGAAAUGUAUUAAUGGGGUUAAUGUGUUGUGUUUAGGUGACAACGGUCCUUGGGAAAAGAAGUGCCAAUAUGCAGGAAGUGUAGGACCUUUUAUGGGGAAGUGGCAGACCAGUAGAGGUAUGAACAUGUAUUUCAUCAAGAGGACCAAUUGUUAACAGUUUGCUUCACUUCACUCAUUCAUGGUUUAAAUUCUUAUGUUCCUAAAAUCAUGUUUGCCUGUGUGUUAGGUGGAGGCUCAGCUAAACGCACCACCUGGGAGGGAGGCCACAGGGUGCCGACCGUGGUUUAUUGGCCAGGGAGGAUCCCUGCAAACAACACCAGCUCUGCCCUGCUCAGGUACUCUCAUUCUACUAAGAGAAUAAUUCAGAUGCAUCGCACUUUUCAUAGAUCUUUUGUUUUAGAUACAAAAUAUGGGUUUUCAAGGACUCAGUACCUUCAGUACUCAACAGAUGGGGCACGACUGACACUUUUGACUUUAGUCCACAUUUAGUUAUGAGUUUUUCCUGCAUAUGUGGUUGUCUCAGGCUGUAAAAAAAUACAGUAUGCCUGAAAAUAGCAAACCUUAACAAUAAUACUGACAUAUAUAUUUAAAAAAAAAAAACUAAGAUAAAUCAGAAAGUAUACUCAGCUAAUACAACAUUUCCCCUUCUGUAAACUUAUACAGUCUUCCUUUUGUGCAGCUUUAAAACACAAUCAAAUUUCUGUUCUGCUUAAAUUUGAAGUUAAAAUUGACCCCAGGAAUCAGGAUAAAGCAGGUGCUUCAAAGGUGAUCAUAAACUCCUCUAUUGUAACAGAAAAACAGAGAAAUCCUGCAGACAUCUUUUUGUUCUCCCACAGUGGUAUGGACAUCUUCCCAACUCUCCUGUCUCUGGCUGGAGUAACUCCCCCCUCAGAUAGACGCUAUGAUGGUAUUGAUGCUACAAAUAUCCUCCUGCAUGGUGAACAAGGUGGUCAUGAGGUACUAACUUUCCUUCUGAUUAACAUAAAUAUUUUUAUAGUUGAGGAGCUCAACUCCACUUUCUUGUAGUUUCUCUUUCAUCCUAACAGCGGUGCUGCGGGGAGAUUCGGUGACCUGCAGACAGUUCGGAUGGGGAAACACAAAGCCUUUUUCAUUACAGGUAAAACAAAUCACAUUACACCAGAGUGAGAAACAGUCUCACUUCAAUUCAAACUAGUUUUUCCAGUCACCAUAAUGAUGUAUGGGAUGAUGCAUGAAGAUGGCAGAAUAGGCGAAUUUGUUGUAGAAAUUUUCAGUUCAGGCCAUAUUGUCUAAACUUAACUCAACCAGUCGAGUCUUCAUUUUCCAAGUGAUUCCCUCUGAAGCUGCAUUAUGUAUAAAUAUCUGAUUGAAGAGUAUUUUUAUGUUUCAAUUUCAAACCUUCAUUUUAGGUAUACUGGAAUUUUGGGAACUUUAUUUAGCUAUUUUUUUUUUUGUUUGACCUUUUCAUAGAGGCAAUCCAACACAUAUUCACAUGUAUUUCAUUUUUAAAAGAUAAAUAACUUCUGAGAGGGAAAGACAAAUAUUUUUAAAGGGGUAAUUUAAAAACAACAAAUACUCGUUUCUUUGAAGGUGCGGCUGAGGCGUGUGGCGGCGCGACGGGAGAGCAGCAGCUCCAUAACCCACCGCUGAUAUUUGAUCUGGAGCGUGACGAGGCCGAGGAAACACCUCUGGAUGCACAGACACUCGAGUACCAGGCAGCAGCUGAGAGGAUCACUCGUGGAAGGGAAGAGUUACUAUGGGACAUUGCGACAGACCAAUCAGUGUCAACAGCAGAUUACAGCACGGAUGAUUCUGCAGCGCCCUGCUGCAACCCCAGACAUGCUGUUUGCCGCUGCAGCACACUGGGCUGAGGGUGGGAAAUCACACACACUCACACAAUGAAAUCAGGACUGACGUGAACAAACAGAUGUGGAGACAGAUGUCUCAUUUUGACACGCUCAGCUGGUUGUUUGGUAAGUAUUUUGGUUGGGAGGUUCGAUGUCCAGACACGGCAGGGGAUGUGUAAACAAGAAAGGAGAACAAGCGGGUCCAGACAGGCGAACUUUGACCAGAUGAUUUUGUGAGAUCUGCAACUAGAAAAAGAGGAACUUUUAUACUCAGUGAGUGAAAUUCAACAUGUUGAAUUUGUCGUUUUCUUUUAAGAAACCCUUUUUAAUGUCAGAAAUCUAAAAUUUUGUUAAAUGUACGGUCAGUUUGAACAUAAAGUAAAAGCAGAAACAAGGAGACCACUUUUUAAAAAGAAAGCCACUCUGCACAGUUAUUGGAUCAUGGUUCAGCUUUAAUGAGUCUCUGGUUUAAAUACCCAGAAUGAACUUCAAUGCAGCUUAAGGGUGUCCUAUCAGCGCCACCUUUUGGCAAAUCAUAUGGUAUUACCAUGUUACUUAUUACAACAGUACUAGAUAUAAAUGUUAUAUAUACAUUAUACACACAGUAAAAAUCCUCAAAAUGUAUUCACGCAUGGUAAGUCUAUGCGUUGACAUGUAAUACUUAAAACAAAAUUUAAAAGAAUAAUACAUCAAAGUACAAAUGACUAGGACUGACAUGUUAACAAACUGUAUUCAGCAUUAUGUAGUAAAUAAAAAGGUCUUCAGGAUCUCACUGAAAUCAAGGACCUGUAACUUUAUUACGUACAGCCCGACAUCAAGCUUUUCACAUUCAGCUGCUGACUCCUCCUUACGCAGAAAACAAUCCUCCGAGAUAAAUUAUAAGCUUACAUUUGUUACUCCGCUUCUAUCGCCACCACAGUUAGUAUGACAGCUGCGUCUGCAAGUCACAAAAUACAUACUGCAUGCAUCAUGAUUUAAAUCGGUGCCAGGCUUGAAACAUCUUGUCCUUCAUGAGUGAUCUGCAGCUCUUCUUUCUGGAGGUGUGAAACAUUUAAUGCCCAUUAAAAGCUCAAAGUUCCAGAGGCCUGCUUGACAAAAAUGCACUUACGUUAUACUUUAUAAUGGAUUAUAUGUAAUGAGAGAAAACACAGAGUCAUGAAAUGUGACUGUUUUGAUCUGAUGAUUGUGUCUUUGCAAUAAGUUUGAGAAACUGCAGUAAAUGAUCCUUCAGCAAAAGCUUUUUGUCAGUCUGGCCUCUGGUUACUCGAAAACAGCUGCAGGUCAUGUUCACCUGUUGUCUCUUCUACUUUGUUAUAGUUAUUCAGCCUUCUCCUAAAUUUCUGGCCGCUCACCAAAUCCUCUUCUGGUUGCUACCAUGAAAAUAACUUGUAAUAUUAUUGUCACUGUGUUGUCAGGGUUGCUCAGUGUGCACAGUCAGUAUCUUAAUAAAGUCUUAACACUGUUAGUAAAUGGCAUAAUGUGGAAGUUAACACUUGAGGGAGUUAACAGUGGGACUUUGAAUCAAUCCAAGAAAAUAUCAUAGCAUUUUGUGAGUAUUUUGUUAAUGAUGAGUGGACCUUCCACUCUCUUUUAGUGUUUUUUUUUUUAAUUCUUUACAAAAAAAAGGUCAGGGACGCGUACAGAAACAUCAGGAAGUAACAUCUUUGUGAGAUUUGAUCUCAGCCAACAGGAGCACAUGUGGAAAUGUGGGGGUGCCACGAUAUCUUAACACAGGAAUCCAUCAGUACAUCACCCCUAAACAAGUCCGAUUGAUGUGCAGAAACGGGAUGUUUAACAGGAAAGGGGGCGGGGUUUGGUCAGUUGUUCUAGUUGCCGACUGGAGGGAAUUCAUUCUCGUCAUCCAGACACACAGGGCUCUCUGCGAAUUCGUGCUCUGGGAUGAUAUCGCCUUUCUGGGCUCCACCAUCCUCAGAGUAACCUGGGAAGAAGAAAAGGGGAGAGGACGGUUUUUGCAGGAAUUUUGUUGACGAUAGCAGUCAUAACAUGAAUCCACUGGGAACUCUGUUUGGCACCUGACACUGAGGGUCAGCUCAUCGGUGCCAGCUCAGACUAGAUCACAGAACUGAAUUCUUGGCCACUUAUUAGUUGUUAUACAAUUAAAAGAAUAUUAAGUGUUUUUGUUGCUGCUGGUCCAACAAAGACACUUUCAGAAAUCUGGCACCACAUUAAUAAACUAAACUCUAGACAGCUGUAUGAACUUGGACCAGUUCUGUUGUUUGCAAAAGCCUAAAGUUUCCCUGAAGAGAUUUUAUAAUAGGUUAAUAAAUAUUAAAAUUAAUACAGAUUCCUCUGUGUGACCAACAAAAGCAAACAAAACCAUCUGAGACAAGUCUGAGCAUUUUUGUAUGAUUAUUUUCACUGCUUUGAAACCACUGCUGUUUGGAAGAUGUUAAAGACAAAGUGAGGCCUGACUCACACUAAAAGGUCUUUACAAAAUCUUCUCAGAUGUUGAAAAUGUGAGCGACCUCACACAUGAAAUCUAAUAACAUCAGACUAAACAGUUUUGAGCUUUGGUUGUGCCGACUGCAGUGACAUGGCCAACACACCACCGCAAAUACUAACAGAUUUCCUUCACCGGAAACCAAAAUCUAAACUCUUAAAACUGGGAAUAUUUUUCAGUAAAACAUGACCAAAAAGAAAACAAACACGGCAGAUGAUGGGAUAGUUGGGAAGCUAAACGUCACUCACUGCUGAGCUCCCAGGUAAAAAGACUUUUUGAUGAAAAAUAGAAUAGUAAUUAUUAAUGGAUAAAAUCAAUUUAAAAUUAACAUUUGAGACUUGAUAAAAAUCUAAAUCAAAGCUCUUUUAUUAAGCUAUUAUACUCAAGUUAAGCUGUUAAUUCUCUGGGAAUAAUACUUUUUUAAGAUGAAGUAAAAUAAAGCCAAUGCUAACUAAACAAGCAUGAACACUAACCAAAGAACUAACAAAAAAAACUGUACCAACAGGAUAGUCUGUAGGUACGAAGAGUUAUGGUAUCCAAGUUGGAAAGUUCUAAUAAGAGAUAAUUAAGAAUAUUGUACCCAUGAGGGUGGUGGAGGAGGGAGGGGUUGAGGGGAGAGCCACAGUAGCGGCGUAUGAUUGGCUGGCUGGUUGGGGAGUGAUAUCCUCCUGUUUCUCCUCUUCACUCUCUUCCACCUGCUCCUCGCUGAAUUCAAACAACCUGCAGGAACAGAGCAGAUGAAGGUUUAAUGACUUAAUGCCAUACCCACAGUCAUAUUUGAGCAAAGUACAGUGUUUCAUCUUAAUUUCAAUGGUACAUCAUAAUGUGGUAGGACUAUUUUAUCCUCUAAAUGUCUUCUUUAUUUACAUAUUGUUAAGCCCCCUUAAAACACACACCUGUGUUUUUGGACCAGGACACACUCGCCUCCAUCCUGUGGAUCCACAUUAUAAAUGUAGAGAAACCCAUCUGAUGAUGCCACCAGCAGUCGAGGGAGCUUCUGAAUCCUGCCAAACAAAUUAUAAACAACACAGUGAAAGACUCUGCCAUGGAAAAAUGUUUUUUUUCUCUUCUUUCAUUUGCUCCGUCUUACGUGGCCAGGGCACAGAUGUUCUUCAGGCCAAACAUGUUGAGUCGUACAGUGGCAAAGGCUCGGUCCUGAUGCAUCAUGUCAGAUACCUGGGCAGGCAGGUAGGUGCUUGCUGCCGUGAACAUUUUGCCCACAUACGCUGACCAAGUAGGAGACUCCUCCUCUUGACUGUUAGGAAAAUAAACAAUGUGCUUAAAUGAAGAAUCAUGACCGGAUUUUUUCCUGUUAAACUGAACAAAACACAGGGACUUGGUUUUAUUUUUUUGAGAGGGGCUGAUUUUUGCAUGCGUUGUGUGUACCUUGGGCUGUGCUGCUCCAAUUUAAAGAUAUGAACCGUCUCUGUGUUACUGGAGGCGCACAAAAACUGAGCAUCUGCGCUGAAGGACAAUGAACUAAUGCUAACAUAUCUGAAACACAGAGGAGAGAUCAAGAAUGAAAAACAGUUUGAGUAUACAAAAUUAUCAAGAUUAAGACACUUCCCAAACCCCUAAAAAGUACUCUCUCUCACUUGUGCGUCUCAUUAAACUACUUUCCCCCAUCACUGAACACUAAGCUUGCUAGCUUCAGCCUUGGGAAACUUGCUUCCAAUUCACUUUCCUACAAUAUUACCAAAUUUAACGCCUUAUCUCAGCUUUAAAUAUACAUUUUUAUUGAGAGCCAUAGAAGCAUAUGGAAGAAUUUAACUCACAAUUACUGAUUUUCAUUUAUACCAGUAGAUCAAACCUGACUAGGAUAUGGAAUAUGCAAGACCCUGAGUUGGAACAGUGUCUUGAGCAAGUCUGAUUUAAUGGUUUUCACAUUGCUGCUUUAUCAUUGACUCUAAAUCACUGACAUCUCAAGCUCUGCCAUGAAUUUACAACCUAAUCAAGAAGGACCUGCACACCUUCCCGUCACAACCCCUUUUCUUUAUUCCAACAUACAAUCUCCAUGAAUAACCUUGUGCACAGUCUGCUUGUAAAUACUCUCUUAUUUGACUAUUUGACAGUCUGAGCAUUUACCUUUUCAUCCCUCGGCGAAACUCAAACAGUUUUUGUCCUUCAGGGACGCUGAAGACUCUGAUAACAGUGCCCUGAUGAGGAAAAAGUGGUUAGGAGGAGGCUGGUGGAGGAUAAAAUAGAAUGAGGACUAGAACAAAUCGUCACCUUCUCUGAGGCACUGGCCAGUUUGGUGCCAGAGGAGUUAAAGGUGAGGGCUGCCAGGGGACUGUCGUGGGCCUGGAUCAGCGUCAGUGUGGUCUAAAAGGGCAAAAAAAAGUCCUUCAUUAUGACGUCAGAGCAGGAUUCAAAAACAGCUGCAAUUUUGUUGUCGUGCUCUGGGUGUAAUGUUAGAUUUUAAUACAGCCUCACUAGGUUGUUGGCGUCAUAAACAGUGAUCUCUCCGAUGGUGGCACUGCCAGGGUACGCCAGGAAUGAGUUACUGUGGUUGACAGAGAGAGCGCAGAGACCUACAAGAGAGCACAGAUGAGAACGUGUAUUGGUCUAAUCUUUACAUAGAUCAUAUUUUGGGGUAGUUGCCUUUAAUUUAAAGGACAGCUGUAAGAGGGGAGAAGAGAGUGGGCUCGACACACAGUGAGGCUUGGGCUGAUCCAUCUAACACUUUAGCCCCUGCUCCACUGUGUUUAUAGUAAAAUCUGUUUAGUAGUUGCUGAGUGCUAUAGUUAGUUUCCCAAACAUUGAGUCUGAGUCAAGUCUUGAGUCCCAAAUGUUCCAGUCAAAAAGCUGGUGUGAGUUGAGAGUUCCCAUUACCUGAAGCGCCUCUUCAGGCAGGAGCUGUUUUUGAGCAAGACACAUGCAGGUGAACUUAUUAACCCUCGCUUGAAACUAAAAAUUUCACUGGGGACUAAAUACAAAGAAGAUUUGCAGAAACAAUGAAAGAGUUUGUCCAAACAGAAGUUUUUUUAAGUUACUGGUCCUGAAAACCAGGACUAGUCAUUCAAGUGCCUAAGUACUGUAUCACUGUCUUUGUCCUAUAUUUUUCUAGUAUGUUGCCUCAAGACCAAUAAAAACUCAAAUUCAACAAGCAAUCCCUGCUUUUUCAAUCAAUAAUUCAUCUUGAAUUCAACAUCAAUAUUUUUAAAGAGCUACAAUGUACGAAUACAUUUAGUAAAUCUAUAUUCAGUGAGGCUUGACUGAAAAGUACAGCAACUCUACAGUUAAACCCAAAAGAAAUCGACGCAGAGCUGUUACAUUAAUGUCCCAUGUCAACGUGAUGGUACCUGAGGGGUUUGUGGGUGUGUUGAGCAGGGUCUUGAGUAGUUUCAUGUCUUUGAUGUUGUGGAUGUAGAUCGACUCCUCCAGGCAGACUACCAGCCGCUGAGAGGACAGACAAACAGAAAUGUGAAACAGAGGGAACACAAACAUGGAUCACAGGAAAGGUCAAAUCUGUUUCUCAUUUUUACCUGUCUGUUGAGUCUGACGGAGAGGAUGUUGUUGGAGUAGCUGUAGUUGCAAAUCUCAGUACCUUUCUUGAAGUGGUAGACGUUCAUCCGCCGAGGCAUGGACAGACUGACCACUACCACCAGACUGCUGGAGAACAAACGCUCCACGAUGUACACGUCUGGACACUCAACUGAGAGAAACACGAGAGCGCCGUUGACUGGUUGUAUUCACCUACUCUUACCACUUAAAUGUAAACUUGCAUGACAGGUUAACGCAGAGUGUAUUCAUUAAGGCAAAUAUGUUCUUUGUCAGUCACUAUCUCGCCUCACUGUUGUAACAGAAACCAUCAGUAUCCAAACAAAGAGAGAACUUGAGCAGACAGCAUUCGUGUCUUUACUUCUCUGUAAGCAGCAUAGCAAACAAUGACUCUCCAAACAAAGUGACCAAAUUUUUCCCACCACAUCAAGGUGAAAACUUCUCUCACAUUAAAUUAGAUCACCCAACGUACAGGCAGAAUCUCUGCACCAGAAGGACAAGGUCAGAAACCAAUACUUGAUGGUCAUGAUCUUCUGGCCAUUUCAAGUGCAUUGAAAACAGACAUGGCUCUACAGUGGAAAUCACUGCAUGGGCUUUGAAAUUACCUCUAAAAAUUAUUGUCUGUGGACACAGUUUAUCUCAGCCCCAAUGAAUAUAGGUCAAAAUUACACCAUGCAAGCAGAUCAGCCCAAGCCUAAAGAUGACUGAGCGGAGGUGGAAGAUUUUCUCUUGGUCUACUAGAUCAAAUUUUGGUCAUCUUUAUAGAGAUCAUACGCACCACACCUGACCCACCCAACAUGUUACUUGCCCACACUUCUAAAGUCAGCAAUUAUGAUGGCAUGGGGGUGCAGAAGUGCCCACGGCAUGGCCACUUAACAUAUCUGAAAUGGCACAUACAGGUUCUGGAGCAACAUACAGUAUGCUACCACCCACACAAUGCCUUUGUCAGUGGAGAUUUUGCAUAAUACAGCAAGAAGAUGCCAAACUACAUUGUACAUGUAUUGCAAUGGCAUGACUUCACUGUAGAAGAGUCCUGGUACUAAACAGACCUUCCUGCUGCGCAGACCUCCAUCCAUCAGUUCAUACUUUUCUGUUUAUAUAUAGCUGGGUCAUAAUGGCAGCAGGCUAAGCAAGUUGCUCCAGACUUCUCCCUCCCUAGCUAAGCCUUUCAGCUUCACUUUGGGACCCAAACGCUUUCCAAAGCUGGAUGGGAUAUAUAACAUUAUCCCUCGACACGUUCUACCUCAGGGUCUCCUUCCAUUUGGAUGUGCCUGGAAAACCACCAAAGGGUGGCGCCCUUAAAGCUGCAGUUAGGAACUUUUGGUUUGUGUUCUGAUGCCCCAUGUGAAUAAAGGGAUGCCUCUUGUUGCUUUUCCUGUACAUACAAUAUUAAGGUUUUCAGACAAAAAAAAAAAAAAAAACGUAUUUCGUGAUCUUUUAAUAAUGAAAUGUUUCAAUCACUGUGAGUAUUUACCAUGGAAAAAUAAUGUCAGUCAUCUGAUCUAAAACCUAACCCCUCACAGCACUUCACACAUUGAAAAAUAAAAAUGAGAAAUAUUCAGCAUUGUUCCUGAUGGUUUUGAGAGUCACAAAGAGGCAUCAGUGUCAGUUUCAGUCUGUUUCUCGACCAGAUAGAAACUCCUCACAGUGCAUUCAACAGAUGCCCAAAGCACCUCAACCGGCUCCUUUUGAUGCAAAAGAGUAGGAGCUCUAUUCAGACCUCUUCUGGGUGUCUGAGCUCCAGAAACUACACCUGGAGGUAUAUCUGAAGGUCUCGAAAAGGCCCAAAACCACAACAUCUGCAAAAAGCAGAAAUGAUAUCCUGAGACCUCUUAGCUGAAAACUCUGAGGAACCCAAACAGGAAAUAGGGUGGAGAAUUACAACAAAGAAGACCCUGAACUGUUUGGCAGCUAAAAGCCUAAGUCAGGCAAGAAUUUGACAUUUCACUUUUAAAAGAAACUAGUCUUCUGGGGUCCAAGCAUUUAUGGAGUGUUGUUAAAAGAGGUGAUGCAAAACAAUAAGAAACAUUACCCUGUCCAAAUUUUUUUCAAAUGUGUCUCAGGCAUAGAAUUUAAAUGAUCACAUUUUCAGUUUCAAAUAUGGAUGUUAAGUAUUUGCAAACCAUUAUAAUGUGUUUUUUACUCGUGUUGUACAUGUCCAAACCCUUAUGGUAUCAGAGUACUUCCAGAUAAUACAGUGUCCUUACCUCCCUCAUGGAUGCAGUCCAGUUUGUCCACAGCAGUUACAGAGAAGAGCCGGUAGCCAGUUUUGGUGCCUACGGACAGGGAGCUGUAACAGUAGCACGAAGAGACUUUCUAAACAACUACAGUAAUAAUUGUUAAGGUUUACAGCAGGUUCAAACAUUAUGAUUACAACUUUAAAUGACAACAAUGAUUUUGACUUUUGCAAGUACUCAUAUAUAAGGCAUUUAUAACCCGCUUAUCAUUUCUCAUACAAGAAAUAGUUCAUGAAAACUUCAUAAACUCACAUGAUGUGUUAGUGUAAGCUGUGAUAACUCAUGUAGAAUAAUGCUGAUAAGUGAACACUCACCAGCCAUGCUAUAAUAAUAGAAUGAGGAAGCAGCCACCAGUCAAAUCCUUUGUUUACCUCAUCCGAAAAGCCAACCAUGUAUGACACCUAUUCUUCCUGAUUAUCUUAUCUUUAUAAGACAACACAGCUUGCUAGCUCAGAAUUUAUCAGUCCUGCCAAGCAAACUUAUCUUAUCAUGGCUGAAGACAGUAAUGAAGAAAAGAUAUGAAGGCUGUAGACUGUUUGACCACCUGGUUGAUUUUACUCCUAGAGCCACUGGAAUUGUUUAUGUAAGGGGACACACCUGUAAUUUAACAGGUAUGGUACUUCUACAGAAUCCCUCAUAAUCUCUUGACAUUUGGCAGUGGUCAACCACAGCGCAGGUGGUGAUCACAUGACCGAGGGGGCAAGUUAAAACAAGUGAACAUCUGUUUGUGGAGCUGCUUCCCGUAAAUUUGUUAUGAACUCAGAUAAGGCCACAUGCUGUGAUCACUGGUGGUAUUAACAUGCGAUAUUACUUGCCAUGAAACAAGAAGAGGGUAGUUGCACACUUGCAUUAGACCCCAUUGAUUUGACCUGUUUUAAUCAAUGUAUAAAGCUGUUUCUUGUAAUGAAACAGUCAUAUUUCUGGUUAUAAUCUCUCUAGUUUAAUGUGCAACAGGCCUCAAAGAUUAACACACUGGCCUACUUCACUUCAGGCUGCUAGGGACUAAUCUGCAAGUUUUAAUGAGGUAGACAGAUGCCUCGGUCAAACACACACAGCUGCUUUGUUUAUGGUAUUGCCCCUGGACAGAAUAUGGAUAAGAGUAUGUAAUGCGACUGAAAGUAAUUAUGCAACAGUCAGGUGCAUGGUGGAGAUUUGAGUUCAUGUUGGGCCCUGCCCGCAGGUCGCUUACGUGGUGUCCUGGUUAAACGAGGCACAGAUGAAGCCUCGGUGUACUGCGGGGCCGUCCGGUGCGUCCUCGGACUCCAUCCGUGCCACUGAAUUUCCUCUCCGCUCGCCGGCCGAGGUCGGAGGCCUUGGGCUCGGGUCGAUCCCCGCCGGAACCCGCUUCCUCUCCUCUGCUCCCCCGACUCCAAACGCCACGCUCACACUCUUCGGGGAGAGGAAUGUCCGGGCUGGGUUAGCUCAAAAGACACACAUAACUCACCGACUGAACCACCCCAAAUCUAAACUAUAUUAAAGAUGAUCAAACACCUCCUCGGUAAGCUCUUUCACUCCAGUCAGUCGACAGUGUUGUUAUUAUGUUAUUAACUUCCAGUAUCCACAUAGCAAAACAAAAACAGCUGAUGGGUGGAUGCGUCACUGUGAGGUACGUUUUGAUUGGCCAGUAUUAACAUGCCAAAACCUCGAAUCCUGAGUUUCUAUUGGCCGAGCUGUUCAAAUUCUCUGUUGGAUUUGACAACAUUUAUGUCGAUCAAAUAAGACCCGCCUAUUUAGGGGAGACCCAAAUUGAUUGGCCAAUUAUGCCUUCAGUCUUAUCACGAGGAAAUGUUUUGAUGUUUUCAUUGGCUAAACGCGUGUGGAGCACUGAAUUGCCUAGUUGUGCAGCGACACAUCACUGCUACGCUGUAUGUUUAUGGGUUUCUCUGUGUUGCUUGAGCUCAGAAAUCCAAAAAGUGUUGAAUGCUGAGACAUUUCCCCCCAUAAUUAACCACAACAUAUUUAUGUCUAACAACUGUUACUUUGUGGAUAUAACAACCUUGUUUCUUCCUCCUCUUUUCACAAGGACAGAUCAUUGUGUUAUAUUUUUACUUACACUGCGUUUUUUUCUAACAGACUUGGCCACGUGUUUCUUUUCAGGUAGAUGUUUUACAAGAAAAUAAAAACUCAGCUUAAACCAAAUGCAAUUUGACCGGAUACAAUUUGCAGUAGGGGAGAGUGGGGUAAGUUGAGUCAAAGGGUUAGUUGAGCCACCCCCUGUUGCUUGAAAAUGGUAAAAGAAAACGAUCAUGUGACCAAAUAUUAAGGAGAUGGACAUCAAUUCAUGGAGUCUGUGAAGGUUAGAAGCACAUGGGUGAAGGGGUUAGACAUUUAUUUCCUCUCUUGAAAGUGAAUUGAGUCUGUCAUAAGUUUUGUUAGAGGGGUGUUCAGACCAAAAAAUAUCAUUUAAAUUUGUUUUAUACAUCAAUUGUGGUAUCUAUGAGCUACAACAUGAGGUCAAAAACUUAGCAUAAAAGUCCACCAUUUUAGCCUAGAGGACUAAUAAAGUCAUAAUAGUAGUUCUGGGGUAAGUUGAGCCAUUUGGCCAGGAAUGAGAGGAUCAGAGCUUCAGUUCAGAUUGUUGAAAUGCGUAACUUUUUCUUUUCAAAAAUAUGUGAAUGGUCUUACCCCAUACACGAGGUAAGUUGACCAUAGGAGACCUCUUUUUUUGGCAUGCUAUAUUAUCAAGACAGUUAUGUUUACACUCAUUCUGUUGGUUUGCUGGGAUGCACGGCAGCUUGAAAUAUAUGCAGAUACACUAGUUAGAGACAAAACUAUGAUUGCCUUGAUGUAGUGAUCUGAAAUAUUAAAAAUGUCUCAUCUUACCCCACUCUCCCCUAUUUAAAAUCAACUUUUUUCCACAUAGGCCCACUGAUAUAACUCUUGCAUUGACUGUAUUUUAUUUUCAAUUAAUUCAAGCCCUAACUUUUAAAUAUUGGAAUAACCCCACAUGUGGCUCCUUAUAUCCAUCCACUUCAGAAAGAUCAUUUUUAAACAGGUGUGAAUGAGUCCUACCAUUCUCUUCUCAAGUAAAGUAGUGUAACUUUGAUGAUAUCUUACUACCCACCUGUGAAUCUGCUCAAGUUAAAGUAAAAAAUACUUCAUUUGAAAUGUACUUUAAUACUGAGUACUUGUAACUCACGACAGCUGGGCAGGAUGUAUAGGCUACCCUCUAACCCUAACCCUAACUAUGUAAAAGAAAAAAUUUUUGAACUAAUUUUUGCCACAUAACCACCAGCAGUAAUGUGUGAAGUUACUUUGGCUCUGCCUUUAUUCAGGGGGAAGAUAUCAAACACUUUUUGCUGCAUCUUUGUCAGUAUGACACUUUCUUUAUCGUCACUGCACACCUUAUUUAUAGCUCGCAGUGCAGGGAGGAUUUCAAUUAGAAAUUAAAAAGUAAGAAAUUAAUUAAUUCUAUUAAAUAAAAUGGUUGCCAAUGCAAAUUUUUCCCAGAAAGUUCUUGGGACAAUACAUAAUACAUAUUUUAAAGAGCUGACUAAGAACAUUUUGUCUUGAAAUAAGCUAUCUUGGAUCUGAUUGGGAUGGCCAAACUGGGACACUGACUUAUGUAGGGAAGGCCAGGUGUGGUAAAUAUAAGUGGCUUACUUCAAAUUUAUGAGCUCCACCAAUCUCAUCCACUUUGAUUCAUAAUAUUAAAAGAAAUUCCCCAAAUUUUAUAUUCUUGUAUAUGAUUUUUAACGCUAAAGGGUAACUGAAUAGGUUGGCAUUAUAAUCAGUUGAGCUUGAUUUGAAGAUGCAUCAGCUGGCUGAUGUAAAACUUGUAGGUUUUUGUCAGUAAUGAUGCCAUGUAAAUUGUAGCAAUAUGAUACUUUUCACAGCAAAUACUUCAGUUAAAGUUAAAGCACCUCUUUUUCAAAUUAUACACAAAAUGCCAUACAAAAAAGGUCAAAUACCACUGCUCAUUAACAUAAGCAGAUGUCGGCCAAGUAGUUACUUCCUACUGCUGAACUUUGAAUGCAACAUUAAAUCUUGAAUGCAGCAUUGAUUGCACUUUUAUUCAUAGAUAGGUUACAUUUUCACACUUUGUUGCAAAUAAGUUAUUGUUUAACAUUUAACAUAGUGUCCUUCACCUCGUGGCCUUCAGAGAAAGUAGAGAGAAAUGUCUGUAAGCCUACUUCAAUAGAGACUUUUUUGUAUUCUCGAGGAUAUCUGACCCUGAAAAUACCUUCAUUCUGAAAAGCCCAUGCACACUGUCGUGAACCAGUCGAAGUGUUUCUGAAUUUCAAGCGAGAACC
This is a messenger RNA of Xyrichtys novacula (pearly razorfish), 21509 nucleotides long. The record is from the annotation of a GenBank genome assembly. NCBI's taxonomy places the organism in Eukaryota, Metazoa, Chordata, Actinopteri, Labriformes, Labridae.